This is a messenger RNA of Rhipicephalus sanguineus (brown dog tick), 3647 nucleotides long. Its product is annotated as sphingomyelin phosphodiesterase 4. Lineage: Eukaryota; Metazoa; Arthropoda; Arachnida; Ixodida; Ixodidae. The record is from RefSeq and is a predicted model, not a curated record. Gene Ontology annotation, molecular function: sphingomyelin phosphodiesterase D activity. Gene Ontology annotation, biological process: glycerophospholipid catabolic process; ceramide biosynthetic process; sphingomyelin catabolic process. The coding region runs from base 139 to 2928 and encodes 929 amino acids. The transcript has 16 exons.
ACACAUUUCAUUGGCCGUUACCCGCCUCUGACGGGGUUUCCGGCUUUGCUUACGGCAGGCAACAAAUUUGGUGCGUUCCGCCUACGCUACUGCCGUUAUGUUUUGGUGACACCCAGGCGUGCUCAAAGGGUGCUCGCCAUGGGAUGGAGGAACGCCCUGCAGAUAUUUUCGAACGAUUCUUCGCCGCCUCUGUUGUACCAGCAACAGGGCUGCCUAGUGGCUGCGUUGGAUACGUACCCGUUGGACAAGCGGUGCCACGAAUUGAGCCGCCUGUUCCACGAGUUGCCCUUUAAGGAACUGCAGCACUACUUGCCGACGGUGUUGGAGCAUGUGUUUGGCUUUGGUGUCAAUGUUGGCUGGGGCCUGCAGAACAUCACUCACGGUCAGCCGGGAUUCGAUGCUGUUCGCCGCUUCCUCAGUCCUGAAGGCCCACUGCUGCUGCUCGUCUAUCGGCUACUGUCGGACGCAAGUGUCAACUACGAAUUUCCGGUGUCCUGCUUGCCUCUGGACACUCGGCGUACCCUGAGCAUGGGCGGUGUGCCCCCUUUCUGCUCUGGAAGGAUACCAUCACUAGGAGCUCUCGGACCACAGGGACCCACUGUCCUGCAAAUCAAUGCCUUCGAGCUGUACAUGUUCCAUUUUGCCUACUACAUCGUCAACCCGUCGCAGCCGGGCACUCAGCAUCAGCUUCAGCAGCCCGUGGUCCUGGACACCAUCGUUGGGGAAGGCCAGAAAGCGUCUGGGACCAUCCUGGAAUGCCUCUACCUGGCUCUGCUCCAGGACUACCUGCACUACUACCUGCCACAUGACCGCGACUAUGCGCCCGAGCUGCCUGGCUACCACCCACACCACCAAGUGCCUUCCUUUGGCGGGAGCAUGCCACCCAGUCCUCUGUACCGGGAGCGGGACACGGUCUUCUGGAAUGGGACGUCUUCCCCGGGCGGAAUCUGCCCGAACAGCGCCGCCGGCGUCCCGCACCGCCACGCCAACAAUGAGCCGUGCCUGAUUCGCAAGGACAUUCUGCCGAGCAUUUACUCGGGGUCCGGCAACAUGAGCAACUACUCCCCGACCACUCCGCCACGCCACUACGGCACGACCGUGGUGUCGACACCACCUUCUGGGUUUCCAGUUCUGACGUCAUCGCCGGUGCCGGCAGUGGGUUGCAGCAAUCCUCACGCACGCGUCUCGGAGACCUUCUUGGAGGUCCUGCUCGAGUUUUGGCUGGGCCGGCAGCAGGUGGCCGCAGCCAUGUUCGGCAGGACUCCGUCGGGUUCCGGUUCGCCGUACGGUAGUCCGGGUACUGCGCCCUCUUCGGUGUCAUUUCACCACACCUUCAGCAUGACCGAGGAUUCUGCGGUACCCAGCCAGUUUCACAUGCUCAUAGUGCGAGUGAUGGUCAAGCACUUGCACCAGUUUCGAUACACUGCUUGGCGGAACACCAGCAGCAGUGCUGCCUACCCAUGCAACAUCCAGACCCCUAUGGAUGACAUCAAGCUGAAGGUGUUGCCACGGCUCUUUCGCAAGCGGCUCUACAUGUUCCUCAAGCAUGCCCUCGCCAGUUGGCCACUGGACAGCUCUUUGCGCCUUCCGCUGGAGACGUGGCUGAGUUUCAUCCAACCCUGGAGAUACGCCUCCCCACAAAUCAGGCACGGCGACCGGCACAAGUCACCCAGCCAGGGCGUCGAAGCCCACUGGCAGCCAUUUGUGCAGGAGCACCUGCUCUUCUACACAGAGCUGCUGGGAGUGUUUUUGCCACGCUUCUUUCGCAUGGACCUGGCAAGCCGCUACUGUGCAUUCACGCUGUAUCGGGUUACCAAGGUCCUUUUUCAGCCUAACCUGUUUGCGAUGAUCACGGAAGCGGAAGCGAGCCUCGGCAGUGCCGGACAGUCGGCGUCGCCAGUGGGCAACGCUCUGCAGCGACAGGCGGUGAGUGCCCCAGUGGCCACCUUGGUGCGGCAGCACAUGGCCGACAUUGAAGAGCCUGGCUUUGUCUACCGGCCCCUCAACGGUGAAGAGAGACGCAAAGAGGUAAUCCACCUGGUGCAGCUAGCGAGGCAGGCAUGCCGGACCAUCAACAGACAGCUAGAGCAAAAGCUUGGCGUCGGGGGCAACCACAACGGCAGCGGUGUGCAACAGCACAACGAUCUCUUCAAUGCCGGAAGCAGUAGUGGAGGCGGCCGCCUGGGUUGGUGUUGGGGCGUGCUAAAGCGCACUGGCAAGAGGUGGCUAAGCUCACUCGUUGCCUCCGGGGUCCCCGACGAGGUGGCCGAGUGGAAGCGAACGCAUCACUACUUGCGGGCCUCUGUUGAAGAGCUCUGCGGCGCCUUCAAGCUGAACAAGGAUACCGAGCUGUCUACCUUGCCCCUUAAUGGGUAUGAGCCAGUAUCGUUGUUUGCGUCAUCACGCGACGUCACCGACUCCAUCGAGGGGCAGAAUGGCUUCCGGCAGUGCCUGGACAACACAAAAGCCUACAACUAUCAUGGAAAUCCUGAUACGGAACCCAUUCGUAGCUACGAGGUGGUCUUUCUCGUUCGCAUGCUCCACCUGCUGUCCACUGCCAUAAAUGACAAGUACGGACCCCAGCUGCAAGGGCUGUACGGCAGCUCCCGCUUUGUUGGCCAUGUGGCACGUCUACUGCUGCAGCCGCCGACUGUCUACACCGAGGUUGUCAAGAGGGGGGUCGGCACGCCGUACGACUACCGGCAGCACAGGCUGCCCGCCCGGGUCUGCUUGCGGACACUGGCUCACAAGCAGUUCAUCGUCUACUUGUGUGUCCUGCUGUUCCUGGGCUACACUUGGGACUACGGUCCCUUCACGGUCUGCCUGAUUGUGCUGGAGUGCUUCAGCAUCAGCCUGCUCUUCAGGGCGACAUGGUCCUGGGGAGUGGAACGUCUUCAGUGGCGCCAACCCCACCAGGCUGUGGACUGAGUUGCCGUAAACACCGGUUGUAGCGAGAGUUCUUGACACGGUUAUGUCAAGUCAGUCGGUGGCUGCACAACAUUUACACGUGUAGCGUGGUGCCAAACUUUGUCAGCAGUGCCUAGUGACUGGAAGGCAGUGAAAAGGUUCAGCAUCUUGUCGAAGAUACCCUAGCAGAUGUGUACAUCUGUACAAGUGGAAAAGCUGGUUGGGAGUCUGUGUUCGCGUACUCUUCAAUGCCUGUACAAAUGGUGGUUGGUGAACGUAAGAGUCAGCAGCGUAUUUGAAGGGCUUCCGUGUGGUCUUAACUUUUUCAGAGCGAACCCAGAAAGCUUGGGCAUUUUGCUCGCACCAUGAGCAUUUGUACAGACGUAUAUUAUUGUUGCAUUUACUUUGUAUACACCUGAUGACGCAUUUGUAAGGGAAGCAUCCUUGCAAGUUAAGGCAGAGUACUUCGUGGGUUUGCAUUUGCCUGGAUUAAGUUAUGCUGCUACAUGUAGUGCAGAGGCUGUUUUACCCAUAAGGUACAACUCUGAAAUUAUACAAGGAGCUUACUCUAGCCCCGGUGCACAUUCCUGACAUGGGGCAUUGCCAGUGCCACUAAUAUGCAAUCGGGUUAAGCGGCGAUGGGCAAAACAUGGCUCAUUGGUGUUUACUUUCACGUAAUAAGUGGUAGUUAAUAUUAGAGUAAGCCGACAAUGAAUAAAACAUGUGUAUUACUUUCACAA